Contarinia nasturtii (swede midge) is the source of this 1751-nucleotide messenger RNA. RefSeq names its product growth hormone-regulated TBC protein 1-A. The transcript has 7 exons. NCBI's taxonomy places the organism in Eukaryota, Metazoa, Arthropoda, Insecta, Diptera, Cecidomyiidae. The coding region runs from base 612 to 1610 and encodes 332 amino acids. The record is from RefSeq and is a predicted model, not a curated record.
AUUAAAAGAAGAAAUAAUAACGCACGUAUUUCAGUAAAAAGAUAUUCAUUCUAUGUGAGUUAAUUCAUUACUUGAAAAACGUUCGCUCCCAAUUUCAUAGAAACGCUAUUUCGGAAACGACCACCUCUUUUUACGUAUGAAUGGAUAUCAUUCACAAAUGACAACAAUCACAACUACUACAUUAAAACAACAAAUAGUACGAGAUUAUGAUGACAGUUUCAAGUGACAGUUGACAGCUAUAAAUGACAGCUAUUUUUGCUUUAAUUCAUUAACAAACAAUCUAUCUUUAGCUCUUAUUAUCUGUUCUCUUUCUUUUCAACGACAUUUUUUUUAUUCCUCCCGUAUAUUUAGUUUUACAUACAAUUGUUACAUUUCAUAUAUUUUCCAAUAAAUUUUAUAUAUAUAGAUAUUCUUUACAUACUGCGUUUAUUUGCACAACGAGAAAUGAGAUAUGUGUGUUUCAGUCCAAUUCAUAACUUCAACAUGAAAUUUUGACGUAACAUGUUGGGCAGCAUGUGUAAUUAAAAUGCCUUAUAUACAACUUUAGUGGAUGACCCACAACCCACAUACAUAAGCAACUUUAAAUAUUUAAUCAAAUUUAAAAUUUCAUCAUGGCUAAAUCAAAAUUUAGCGAUGUUGAUGAAUAUGGUUUUAAACGUGAUAUCAAUUUCGAUUAUGCAGCUUAUGACAGUAUUAUGACAAAUUACUAUAAGGUAUUGACCAAACGUCGCAUGAAAUGGCAAAAUCUAAUGAAAAAUCCAUCAAAUUUUCAUAUAAAAUCUUCCAAGCUGAAACGAUAUAUUCGGAAAGGAAUUCCAGCACAUAUUCGGGGAGAAAUUUGGAUGCAUAUUUCCGGCGGAUUCAAAGCACUAGAUAAAGAACCGCUUUUAUACCAAAGCCUACUUGCCACACAUUACGACAUAGAAAUAGUGGAUGCCAUUCGAAUUGACCUACCUCGUACAUUUCCCGAAAAUGUAUUCUUUGAAAAUAUUCGAACGCCAUUAUUCAAUGUGCUAAUUGCUUAUGCAAAUCAUAAUAAAGAUAUUGGAUACUGCCAGGGCCUCAACUAUAUUGCAGGUCUGAUUUUGAUUGUCACAAAAAAUGAAGAAUAUACAUUUUGGCUGUUGAAAAUUCUAAUAGAGGAUAUUACACAAAAUUAUCAUACAAAGACAAUGAGAGGAUUGAUUACUGAUAUUGGGGUUCUACAUGGACUUAUUGAUGUCCGAGCUCCUGAAAUAUCUCAACACUUGGAAACGAUUGGAAUGCCAUUCCCUGUUGUUACAACAAAAUGGUUCAUAUGUAUGUUUGCAGAAGUUUUACCAGUUGAAACUGUUCUACGGAUCUGGGACUGCGUGUUUUUUGAAGGCAGUAAAAUACUUUUUCGUGUAUGUUUAACAUUGUUCCUGCAACAUAAAGAUGAUAUUCUUGAAUGUGACGAUAUUUCCGUACUGGCAAAUUUAUUCCAUUCCAUCGUUAAAGAUGCUGAUGCAACAAAUUGCCACGAAUUUAUUAACAAUAUAUUUCAUGUUCCAGGAGUUUUAAAACGUACUACAAUUGAACGAUUGCGCGUUCAAAUUAAUUCAAAAACAGUAAAUGAUAAAAGAAAUUGAAUGAAUUAUGUAAAUGUACCAUACUCAUUCAGAAAAUAAAAUCAUUCACUUUCUACUUUUCCACACAUUUAAUGUGAGAAUAUUCAAUCUACAAAAUAAUAAAGAGUCUUACGGGAGUAAGACGAACUUUUCCGCACGGUG